CCCAACUCGCCGCCGAUACCAUGUCAAGAAAAUACUCGCCGCCGAUGGAAACUGCCGCCGAUGGCUCGCGCCGUCGCCCGGCCCUCCGCCUCCUCUGCCCCAAGACGUCCAUCCUCUCCGCCCCUUUCCCAUCCCUCCUCUGGCUCGUCGGCUCCCCUCGCUUCCUCCAGCCCGUCACCGUCGCUGCCGCCCUCCGCUGCCUCCGCUGCCUACCCGACGACGGCCCCUUCUCCCCCAAUCUUCCCCAAGAAGCAGACGAAAUCCGUGGAUUGCUCGUGAGGGGGUUCGACAUCGUGGGGGCCCUCCUCGUUGGGAGCGCGAAUUUUGAGGCGGAUGCCGGUAGAGCGCUGGAGCUGGCUCGCGCGCUCAGGGAGCGGCUGUUUGGGGAGAAGGCGAGCCAUGAUAUGGUCGGAGGCUGCGUGGAUGCAGAUACCAGGGACAUUCGAUUUCUUAUUUCAGAGAGUAUCGGAUCAGAAGUGGUGGAAGGACAGGAGGUUUUGUGGGAGGAUGAGCCGGAGAGGCUGCUGCUAGAGAAGGGCUGCCUUCUGCGCUGCCAGCUGCCCGUGCAGCUGCCACUCUAUCUUCCUUUGGAUGAUAAAUCUGGCACCGAAGCUAGGUUUUCUUCACUCAUUGAAUUCACAGCUGCUAACCUCAGAGGUCCUCAUGCUUCGUACCUAGUUGAAGGCCCAACUGCAACAUCUGAAGAAUUACAUCAUUCUGUUAUUUUACAUGAUAAUGAUUUGAAUUAUCUUUCAUGUCUACCUAUCAACCAAAACACAAUUGAGCAAAAUACAAAAAUAGUGUAUUGUUCAGAAUUCUUCUCCGCGAAGAGGCAUGACCUCUCCCUGAUGAGAGAGAAUGCAGAUGCAAUUCAGAUAACUGUCCUAUCCAAUCAAUCAUUCAACAGCUCAAAGGCUGGCUCCCCUAUUCCUGUGUUAAAGUAUUUUCCAGCAUCGGCUAACCUGAGAGUAAUCAACUUGAAGCUAGAUAUACUAUGCUACAGUUCUAUAGAUCUUCCUGUAGCAGCUGCUGUAUCCGAGCUAGUUAUUCCGGGGUUAUGUGAUCAGUUAAGCGUUAUGAAGAAGGCUAUUGUCUCAGAGCUCUUAACUCAACAACCUCAGCUUUGUCCAUACCAUUUUGUCCCCCCUGGAUUGCGUAUUCCUCUUACAGCUAUAUACGACACAAGAUAUGAGGAGAUUGAGGAAAAGCAAAGUGAACUAAGAAGAAAUCUGCACUUUAGGCUUGGUCUGCCUUUAGACCGUCCUUUAUUGCGGACUUCUAAUGCGCUAACAUUUGGUGGCAUGAUAGGAAGAGAUAAAAACUUAUCGAAAAAUGGCUCCUCAAUUCUUCGUGAUGUCCACAAAGAAAUUCCAUCUAGUGGGGUAUUAGGAGGGAUCAUGUCAUUAAUUGAUGGUUCAUAUGAGUACUACCAUUACCUCCACGAUGGUAUCGAUGACAAUGGAUGGGGAUGUGCUUACCGUUCUCUGCAAACAAUCAUGUCUUGGUACAGGCUGCAACAAUAUUCAUCUAUAAAUGUUCUUUCACACAGGGAAAUCCAGCAGGUUCUUGUUGACAUUGGUGACAAGGAUCCAUCAUUUGUUGGAUCUCGGGAGUGGAUUGGAGCGAUUGAAUUAAGCUUUGUGCUUGAUAAACUGCUUGGCGUUAGUUGCAAGAUAAUUAAUGUGAGAUCUGGUGAUGAGCUUCCUGAGAAAUGCAGAGAAAUUGCGAUGCAUUUUGAAACCCAGGGGACUCCUGUGAUGAUUGGUGGUGGAGUGUUGGCGUAUACCCUUCUGGGAGUUGAUUACAACGAAGUCAGUGGUGAUUGUGCUUUUCUCAUCCUUGAUCCACAUUACACUGGUCCUAAUGACCUCAAGAAGAUUGUUAAUGGCGGAUGGUGCGCUUGGAAGAAGUCCGUUGAUAGCAAAGGUCGGAGCUUCUUCUUGAAGGACAAGUUCUACAACCUUCUUCUACCCCAAAGGCCAAAUAUGGUGUGAGAACCGAGUAAUAUUGGAAGUGCUCAUGUAUGAAGGAUCAAAAGGAGACUGAUUAGUAAACCUUGCACCAUCUAAUGAUUCAUUUAGAUAAAACUGGAUUACCGGUGGUCCAGCAGAUUUGUUAGUUUGGAUUUAUUGGCAUUCAGUAUGAUGAAUUGAUGAUGUAAGUCAGUGUGCGUACCCCUGUUAAAUGGUGUUCUAAGUCAUGACAGAAAUGAGUGAAUAACCCCUAUAAGAUGGCUACAAUCUCAA
This is a messenger RNA of Lolium rigidum, 2246 nucleotides long. Its product is annotated as probable Ufm1-specific protease. The record is from RefSeq and is a predicted model, not a curated record. NCBI's taxonomy places the organism in Eukaryota, Viridiplantae, Streptophyta, Magnoliopsida, Poales, Poaceae. The transcript has 13 exons. Bases 21 to 1994 code for a protein of 657 amino acids.